GAAAAACUGUACUUGCCUGAACAUGUGCUGUUAAGAAAUACGCAAGGAUUACAUGCUCCAAUACGUCUGGCAAUGGAAUUAAAGGCUGCUGAAAAGAUUGGAAGACUUCCAUUUCUUCCAUCGUCGCAUAUGAUGAAAGAUGUACUUGGAAAGGAUGAAGAAAUAGGAUAUAUUAAAUAUACCUAAAUUUAAGGAACAAAUAGGCCAACCGCACGCUAUUGAGAAAAGUCUUGGGAUUUUAUAAUCUUCUGUUAAUAGUAAAUCAUUUACUUUAUAUUAUCAAACAUCCUAAGUAACAAUAAAUGAUUAAUAAGUGUCUAA
Molecule: messenger RNA, 321 nt
Organism: Frieseomelitta varia
Lineage: Eukaryota; Metazoa; Arthropoda; Insecta; Hymenoptera; Apidae
Product: proteasome maturation protein-like
Exons: 2
Biological process (GO): proteasome assembly
Source: RefSeq, a predicted model, not a curated record